AUGGCGAAUGCUAAACUGAUGUGGCUCCAGUAUUCAAAAUUUGUUACUGAACUUCUGCUUUUGACGAAACUGUGGCUGGUGGAAGCUGGGGGUUAUAUUAUGUCCAUAAACGAGGAUGAUGUGAAGAAUGAUUCUGAUAAUGAUUUGGGUGAUGAUUUCGAUUAUCAACCGAAUGCAGAAGACGAUGCUGAAGACGACCAUGUGGAUUUGCUGGAUUCUACUAGCAAGAGUGAAGAAGUUUGUGGUGUAAAAAGAAUAGCAGAUUUAAUGGUGGAGGAUAUUUGGAACCUGGAGUUUAGGACAGAGGAUGAGGCCUGCCAGUUUUAUAACGCUUAUUCUUGUUGGCAUAGAUUUAUAAUGAGGAAGGACGACGUGGUUAGGGAUAAUCAAGGUAGAAUCAUUAGCAGGCAACUUGUUUGCAACAAAGAGGGCUGGAGGAAUAUGAGAUGGAAGGUAUCAUGUUUUGUCGAAUCUCACAACCACGAUCUGACGCCACCCCAAUUUGCGCAUCUGGUUCCGGCCAAUCGUCGUCUCACUGUCACCGAUAAAGUCCAAGUGGAAAAUCUUCAUAAUUUUGGUGUCAAGACCUGCCAUAUUAUGGGGUAUAUUGCGUUCCAGAAGGGUGGAUAUCGUCAUGCUGGCUUCACACGCAAAGAUUUGUACAACCACAUUGAUUGUUAUCGUCGGUCAAAGGUUAGAAACGGGGAUGCCAAUGCGGCAAUAAACUAUUUGAUUGGCAAGUCAAACAACGAUCCGCUGUUCUUUGGAAAGUAUACGUUCACUUGUGACGAAAGGCUCGAGCAUAUUUUUUGGGCAGAUGGGCAGUCAAUUAUCGACUAUCACUGUUUUGGAGAUAUUGUUGCCUUUGAUUCAACCUACAAGAAGAAUAAAUACAACAAGCCUUUGGUCAUUUUCUCUGGAUGCACUCAUCACGGGCAGACUGUUAUCUUCGGCUCCGGCCUACUAUCCGACGAAACCACAGAGACGUAUAAGUGGUUGUUGGAAACCUUUGUUGAAGCGAUGAGUGGAAAAAGUCCAAAAGCAGUAAUAACUGACGGAGACCUUGCCAUGCGAGAUGCAAUCAAGAAUGUUCUGCCUGAUGCGACCCAUCGGUUAUGCGGCUGGCAUCUGCAGAGAAAUGCAUGUGAAAAUAUAAAGAAUCCUAAUUUCCUGCGCGAUUUUAAGGGUCUUAUAUACGACAACAACGACCAGAGAGACUUUGAUCAGAGAUGGGCAGCCAUUUUGGAUAAGCACAACCUUGUUGGCAGUACCUGGAUGGAAAAGACAUACGAAACUCGUGAGAUGUGGUCCCAUUAUUUCCUCCGGGAUAAGUUUUUCGGUUACAUAAGGACGACAUCACAGUGUGAAGGUAUAAAUUCUCUCAUCAGAUUCUAUGUUAAUCGCAAGAACACCCUCAUUGACUUCAUGCAUAACCUGGAUAGGGCCUUAAAGGAGUAUAGAAACAACGAAUUAAUAGCUGACUUUAAGUCUUAG
Messenger RNA from Arachis ipaensis, 1494 nucleotides. The record is from RefSeq and is a predicted model, not a curated record. NCBI's taxonomy places the organism in Eukaryota, Viridiplantae, Streptophyta, Magnoliopsida, Fabales, Fabaceae.